AUAGAAAUUUCAACGUAGUUCGUUCCCGAAGUUGUGCUGCAUAGGAAGCGCUACUCGGCGCUAUUUUGAGAUAUGCAGCAUGUUGAGCAUUCAACGGACACGGAUGGUUAUUUGAACAUAGGAGGAUUGAUGGAUCAGAUUGUGCACGAUAGCCUCAUGGAUGACAAUCAUCUAGAUCACAUACUAUUUUCUACAGCAACAAGAAGCGGCGGCAGCUGGUCAGGCACAAAUGCGCCUGAAUCAUCAAACUCGGCUGCACACGAUAAUCGUUGGAUUGCCGACGCGCCGCUACCCCCAGAAGAAUCGUAUCAGCCGGACCUCCAAGCAGCGUUUAUGAGUCAUUCUUCCUAUAAUAAUCAACAGACGGCGCCGGGUAACUGUCGAUUUGGGGCUGGGCACCCAGCAAAUCCUUUCCAUCAGUAUCCAGCACAGCGAUUUCCGGGUCUUCCACCUCAUUGCGGCGGAUCCCCAUUCGGCGUCACUGGCGGGUUUUCGGUGAAUCAGCAAAGGCCGCAACAGCCUGCAUCACCGCAAGGACCAACAUAUACUGAAUUAAAGCCGAGAAUGUUGAAUUCAACGAAAACCCCGAAUCUUACUGCUUUGUCAGCACGUACAACAGUCGCUGCAGUUCCGUAUUCGAAGUCGAUGAAUGAACAGAAAGCAGAAACAUUACCACCUGCUCCUUCUGUCCUACCUGCUCCUAUGGAUAUGAGUGAACAGUCGACUUCAUCUCGAUUUGAUUCAUCAGCGAUACCAUCGACAUCUGUCGCUGAUGGACAGUCCAACACGAUGCAUGUAAUGCCCAUAUCUGAUGAAGAAAUCGAAAGGCCUCCACGUCACAGUCAGCUUCCCAGCGAAGAUAAUUCUGUAGUCGAUAUUUUGCAUUAUGAGUUUAAAGAUAGGGUCGGCCCUCCAUUCAAAUGUCAUACGCUCAACCUGUGGGUGGAUGGAUUUUGCGGGUCUGGGGAUCCGACUAGGUUCAGUCUUGGUUCCUUGGGUAACAGCAGUCGACAACCAGGAGUAAUACCAGUGAGAGGCCAGAUUGGCAAAGGUAUGCAAAUGCUCUACGAUGAAGGACGAACUUCGAUAACAUGCUUGUGCGAGUCUCCCAUUUUUGUGCAAGCUCCACUACAUGCCAAACGAUUGAACGACGAUACAGCCACUGUGUACAGGCUAUCUGGUGUUUCUGAAGGCGACGAUGCAUCGAAUCGAACUAUUGAGAUUUUUGACGAAGCUACCUUUGAAGAACUGCUGGAAGAAGCAAAACAGCAAGGAUAUCGCCAUGUUUACGCCCUACAGAACCUUUGCAUAUGCCGAGUGUCGUUUGUAAAAGGUUUUGGAAAGAGUUAUCGUCGUACGACAAUACUCGAUACUCCUUGCUGGAUCGAAAUACAUCUUAUGAAAUACUUACAAAGGUUGGAUGAGGUUUUGUCAACAUUGCCGACACCGGCCUAUGAUAUCAGCUGAUUCAACGUUGCUUAUUCUAUGCAGUGCUUGCCUCAAUUCGUAAAUCGUUGCAAGUUUUCUCGAGAGGUAUAGUGCCGAAAUGGAUUUUCGAAGUCCCAACUAUGUUCGAC
Molecule: messenger RNA, 1577 nt
Organism: Cylicocyclus nassatus
Lineage: Eukaryota; Metazoa; Nematoda; Chromadorea; Rhabditida; Strongylidae
Source: the annotation of a GenBank genome assembly